Molecule: messenger RNA, 2264 nt
Organism: Callorhinchus milii (elephant shark)
Lineage: Eukaryota; Metazoa; Chordata; Chondrichthyes; Chimaeriformes; Callorhinchidae
Gene: pum3
Product: pumilio RNA-binding family member 3
Exons: 18
Coding region: 44-1978 (644 amino acids)
Biological process (GO): regulation of translation
Cellular component (GO): nucleolus
Molecular function (GO): mRNA binding
Source: RefSeq, a predicted model, not a curated record
GACAGAGAGAGACAGUGAGAGUUGUCUGAGGUACCGUCUGAAAAUGGUGGUUGGAAAGAAAAGGUUUGAGGCAAAGGCCACAAAUUCCCCUGGAAAAAACAAAUUUAAAGGAUCUGUGCACACCACGUCUGAUUUUGAUGCUCCCAGAAAAUUCAGAGGUGAAGCUGGGAAAGGGAAGCCAAAGUUCAGAUCUCAAAAGUAUGAAAAGGGGCCAAAAAAGUUUGUCUCAAAACGGAAUGAAAAUCCUGAUGGAAAAGCAUAUGUAGCAGGGAUGAAAAGAAAGCAACAGACUGUGGGUGCGUUUGGGAAGAAGAGAAAGCAAUCUGAAGGGAAUGAAGAGAAGGGGGAGAAACCCAAAUGGAGCGAAUUUAAAAAGCAAAAGAAGGAACUAAAGCAGAAUAGGCAGCAACAGGAUCGGAAAACCCACUUUGAUUUAGUCAUCCGAUCAAAGCAGAUCUGGGAAAGUGUAAGAAGGAAAGACUGUACUAAAGAAAAGCGAGCAGAACUGAUGAAAGAAUUGCAGAAGCUCCUCCAUGGGAAAAUUAAAGAUGUUGCCUUUGCGCACGAUUCUACCCGAGUCAUUCAGUGUUACAUCCAAUUUGGAGAAGAAGAGCAAAGGAAAGAAGUGUUUGAGGAACUGAAAGAACACUUGAUUGAGCUGAGUAAGUCCAAAUACGGCAGGCAUAUCGUGAAAAAAUUCCUCAUGUAUGGAAAUAAGCAGCAAGUGGCAGAAAUAAUUAAAAGUUUUAAAGGUGAAGUAAAAAAGAUGUUGCGCCAUUCGGAAGCCUCGUCGAUCGUUGAGUUUGCAUACAACGACAAAGCAGUGUUAGAGCAGAGGAACCUGUUAACAGAAGAGCUAUACGGCACCAAGUUUAUGAUUUGCAAGUCUGCAGCUUGUCCAACAUUAGACCAGGUUCUCGAGUCUAAUCCUGAUUGGCGAGAAGGCAUACUGGAGGAAAUGAAACAGAUUCUCGCUCCCAUGGCGCAGAAAGAAGCUGUGAUAAAACACUCAUUGGUUCACAAAGUAUUUCUGGACUUCUUCAGGCACUGUCCUGCAAAGCUGAGAUCGGAAAUGAUUGAAGCAGUGAGGGAAGCAGUCAUCUACCUGGCACACACACACGAUGGAGCCAGAGUUGCCAUGCAUUGCUUAUGGCACGGCACCACUAAAGACAGAAAAGUGAUUGUGAAAACGAUGAAGACUUUUGUAGAGAAAUCAGCCAGUGGUGAAUUCUCCCACUUGGUUCUUCUUGCUGCCUUUGACUGUAUAGAUGACACAAAGCUUGUAAAACAGAUCAUAAUCUCGGAGAUCAUCAGUUCUUUGCCUUCCCUGAUCAACAAUAAAUAUGGGAAGAAGGUACUGCUGUAUCUACUAAGCCCCAGGGAUCCUGGGCAUAUUGUGCCUGAGAUUAUUAAACUUCUACAAGAGGGUGAUGGCAAUGCUUACAGUAAGAAGGAUGCAGAAGUCCGCCGGCAUGAGCUGCUGGAGGCCAUUUCACCAGCUUUACUGGAAUACCUGCAGGAGAAUGCUCGUGAAGUGGUGAUGAACAAUGCAACCAGUGUCAUCGUAGCAGAUAUUCUGGGCUGUGCUCUUGGUGAUGUGCAACCUGUGAUCAAGGCUAUAGCUAACGUUGCUGCAGAAACAUUUGUUCCUGGAGGUCAGGAAGGCAAGCUUCACAUGGCAGAGCACCCUGCAGGCCACCUGGUUCUUAAAUGGUUAAUAGAACAGGAUGGGAAGUUGAAGGAACUUGGAAAACCAGAAUGCUUUGCGAGGACCUUGGUAGAGUGUGUCGGGAUUGAGAAUCUAAAGACCUGGGCACAAGUAAACCGUGGAGCCAUUGUCCUUUGCUGCCUCCUUCAGAGUAAAGACGAGGAUGUCGCCAACACAAUGAAAAAAGGUCUCAAGAGUCUUGUUCCAAAGCUCCAGAAGACAAAGAGUUUGAAGGGCGUGGAAAUGUUGUUAGAAAAGUUGACUGCUUAAGUGAAUCAAAGGAGUGUGACCCUGCUGCACCUGAGGAAACUACAGGCACAGGGCUUCAGUCAGCUGUCCAAAUAAUUAAUUGAUGUUUUAUUACUAACCAACUGUCCUAUACGUUCAGAUGCUUCAAGCACCAGCUCCCAAAUACAUUUAAUUGAGGAAUCUGCCAUCGCAGCAGGCGAUUAUUAAGGGGAAGGGGGUGUGAAGGCUGAAACUGGCGUUAAUGUUAGUAAGUAAACCUGGAGGAAGUUUUUGUUUUUAUGCAAUAAAUUAUGUAUUUCUCACUUGA